This is a messenger RNA of Oryzias melastigma (Indian medaka), 1124 nucleotides long. Its product is annotated as carcinoembryonic antigen-related cell adhesion molecule 6-like. The transcript is spliced from 5 exons. The annotation marks the transcript as partial. NCBI's taxonomy places the organism in Eukaryota, Metazoa, Chordata, Actinopteri, Beloniformes, Adrianichthyidae. The record is from RefSeq and is a predicted model, not a curated record.
AGGGCUGUCCUUACUGUACAAGUAAUGCUGAUUGUAUGCAAUAGACUCGCAUCAAAACGAGUUGAAACUCUGGCAAUCUGGUUGUUAUUUGGAUCUCCAGCAGGAUUUCAUUUAUGGCGAUUCUAAAAAUAUUUGUCCUUGCUGUGGCCUUAAAAGGUUUAACUGAAGCAGCUGGGAUUUUACCAGAUGGUCCUUUGAAUGGAUCUGUUGGAGGAUCAGUGAUGUUCACAACAUUUCUGACUGAAGCAGAUGGACCAUUUGCUGCAGUGAGCUGGACUUUUGAUGGCAGGAAUAUAAUAAUACAGCACACCGCAACUAAUAAUUCAACUACCCCAGCCUAUGAAGGCAGGAUCACAUUUUUUCCAUCUACAGCAUCUCUGGAGCUCAGAGAUCUGACCCUGGAAGAUGGAGGAGACUAUAGUGUUAAUGUUUUUGGUAGUGGAGUAGGAAGAAUCAAACUGGACGUAUACGUUCCAGUCUUCUCUGUGACAGUAACUCCUCAGACUGCAGACUUGGUUGAGUUCAGCUCUUUCAGUCUGACCUGCUCCUCCUCUGGUUCCUCGCUGUCCUUCAUCUGGAUGAACAGCAGCUCUGAGGUUACAUCCAGUGACAGAGUUCAGAUCACUGAUGGAGGCUCCACUCUGACUGUAGUCGAUGUGACUCGCUAUGAUGAACAAUCAUACAGAUGUCGAGUGUUUAAUCCUGUCAGUGAAGGCAUCAGUGAUCCAGUCAACAUCUUAGUCAGCUAUGGUCCAGAAAAUACCAAAAUGUCAGCGUCUCCAUCCCAAGAGUUCUAUGAGGAAGGGUCAGACAUCAGUCUGAGCUGCUCGGCUGAUUCUAGACCUUCUGCCCAGUUUACAUGGUUUGUGAAUGGGACUAAACUUCCUGAUUCUGGACCAGAACUCACACUGAGGAACAUACAGUUCAGUCAGAGAGGAGAUUACAGCUGUCAGGCCUUCAACAGCAAAACUCUGACAAAUGAAAUAUCUCCAUCUAUUUUGAUCUCUGUUCUACAAAAAAUCUCUGGAGUUUCCAUCAAAGCAUCAACAGAACUGUUCAUUGAGGGGAGCUCUGUCACCUUAAUCUGUGAGGCCUCUGGAUCUUCACCCAGCAGAACAUGGAAG